Molecule: messenger RNA, 3195 nt
Organism: Cavia porcellus (domestic guinea pig)
Lineage: Eukaryota; Metazoa; Chordata; Mammalia; Rodentia; Caviidae
Gene: Tmprss15
Product: transmembrane serine protease 15
Exons: 24
Coding region: 1-3024 (1007 amino acids)
Biological process (GO): proteolysis
Cellular component (GO): membrane
Molecular function (GO): protein binding; serine-type endopeptidase activity
Source: RefSeq, a predicted model, not a curated record
AUGGGCUCCAAAAAAAGUGCAUCUUCAAGGCACCAGCCUCUGAGCUCCUAUGAAGUCAUGUUUGCAGCUCUGUGUGUCAUGUUGCUGUUGCUCUGUGCUGCUUUAAUUGCAUUGUCCUGGCUGGUAAUCGAGAAAUCAGGAAAAGAUGAAGCAUUUGAAGAAGGUCAUGAAACCAGAGGGAUGUUUAAAAUAAUAUCCGGAGCUACAUAUAAUGUUAGUUUACAAGACAAACGCUCAGUGGAUUACAAAAUUCUUGCUUUUGACCUUCAGCAAAUGAUAGAUGCGAUCUUUCAAUCAAGUAAUCUGAGGAACAAAUAUAGAAGCUCAAGGGUUUUACGAUUUGAAAAUGGCAGCAUUAUAGUCCUAUUUGACCUUUUUUUUGCUCAGUGGGUGUCAGAUGAAAAUGUAAAAGAAGAACUGAUUCAAGGCAUUGAAGCAAAUAAGUCCAGUGAACUGAUGAUUUUCCAUAUUGAUUUGAACAGCGUUGAUAUCGCAGGCAACGCCUCGAUUAUGUGCCAACCUGGUUUGAGGCCUUGUGCUGAUGGUCUGCAGUGUGUAUCAACUGAUUUAUUUUGUGAUGGAGAAAUAAACUGUCCAGAUGGCUCUGAUGAAGACAGUAAUAUUUGUGCCACAGCUUGUGAUGGAAGGUUUUUGCUGACUGGGUCAUCCGGGUCUUUCCAGGCUUCCCAUUAUCCAACGCUGUCUACAACACCUAUUGUUUGCCAGUGGAUCAUAAGUGUAAACCAAGGACUUUCAAUUGAACUAAGCUUUGAGUCCUUCAGCAUAAACUAUAGAGAUUUGCUAAAUAUUUAUGAAGGUGUAGGAUCAAGCAAGAUUUUAAGAGCUUCUCUUUCUGAAACUGAUCCUGGCACAAUCAGAAUUUUUUCCAACCAAGUUACUGUCACCUUUCUCAUCGAAUCUGAUGAAAUUGAUUACAUUGGCUUCAAUGCAUCAUAUUCUGUAUUUAAUACCAGUGGGCUUAAUAAUUAUGAAAAAAUAAACUGUAAUUUUGAGGAUGGCUUCUGUUUCUGGGCCCAGGACCUAAAUGCUGACAAUGAAUGGGAAAGAGUUCAAGGAAGUACCUUCCCUCCCCUCACUGGGCCAGACUUCGACCACACUUUUGGCAAUACUUCAGGAUUUUAUAUUUCUACACCAACUGGCCCAGGAGGAAGAAGCGAAAGAGUGGGACUUCUAAGCUUACCCUUAAGUCCCUCUUCGAAUCCAGUCUGCCUUAGUUUCUGGUAUUAUAUGUAUGGUGACUAUGUCUACAAAUUAAGCAUUAAUAUUAGCAGUGAUGAAACCAUGGAGAAGACUGUUUUCCAGAAGGAAGGAAAUUAUGGACAACAGUGGAAUUAUGGACAAGUAACAUUAAAUGAAUCAGUGGAAUUUAAGGUUGCUUUUAAUGCUUUUAAAAACCCAAUGCUGAGUGAUAUAGCACUGGAUGACAUUAACCUAACAUAUGGAACUUGCAGUGAGAGUCUGUAUCCAGAACCAACUUUGGUUCCAACUCCUCCACCAGAGCUUCCUACAGACUGUGGAGGACCUUUUGAAUUAUGGGAGCCAAAUACAACCUUCAGUUCUCCAGGCUUUCCAAACAGCUAUCCUAAUCAGGCUUUCUGUGUUUGGAUUUUAAACGCACAAGAGGGAAAAAAUAUACAACUUCAUUUUCAAGACUUUGACUUGGAAAAUACUGCAGAUGUAGUUGAAAUCAGAGAUGGAGGAGAAGAUGAUUCCUUGUUCUUAACUGUGUAUACAGGACCUGGUCCAAUGAAGGAUGUGUUCUCUACCACCAACAAAAUGACUGUACUUUUCAUCACUGAUAAAUCAAUGACAGGAAGGGGAUUUAAAGCCAACUUUACUACUGGUUAUCACUUGGGAAUUCCAGAGCCCUGCAAGGAAGGUGAGUUUCAGUGUAAAAAUGGAGAGUGUAUUCCACUGGAGAAUCUGUGUGACAGCCACCCACACUGCCAGGAUGGUUCAGAUGAAGCACAAUGUGUGCGUCUUCUCAAUGGCACCACAACCAACAGUGGACUGGUGCAGUUCCGAAUUCAGAGCAUUUGGUAUGUGGCCUGUGCUGAGAACUGGACCACCCAGAUUUCAAAUGAAGUUUGUCAGUUGCUGGGUUUAGGGACCGAAAACUCAUCAACACCAACAUUUUCGACUGUAGGAGGCCCAUUUGUAAAGUUAAACACAGCACCCAAUGACAGCUUAAUACUAACACCCAGUGAACAGUGCUUACAGGAUUCUCUGAUAUUGUUGCAAUGUAACCAUAAAUCAUGUGGAAAACGAUUGGUGGAUCAAGAAGUUAGUCCAAAGAUUGUUGGAGGAACUGAUGCCAAAGAAGGGGCCUGGCCCUGGCUUGUUGGUCUCUCUUAUAAUGGCAAGCUAAGCUGUGGUGCAUCUCUAGUCAGCAGCGAUUGGGUGGUGUCUGCUGCACACUGUGCAUAUGGAAGAAAUUUAGACCCAUCUAAGUGGAGCGCAUUCCUAGGCAUGCAUGAGACCUCAGAUCUGACUUCUCCUCAUGUAGAAACUCGGCUGAUUGAUCAAAUUGUCAUAAACCCUCACUACAAUAAACGGACAAAGGACAGUGACAUUGUCAUGAUGCAUCUUGAAUUUAAAGUGAACUACACAGAUUAUAUACAACCUAUUUGCUUACCAGAAGAAAAUCAAGUUUUUCUUCCAGGAAGGAAUUGUUCUAUUGCUGGCUGGGGAGCCCUUUAUUAUGGAGGUCCUACUUCAGACAUCCUGCAAGAAGCUAAUGUUCCUCUUCAAUCAAAUCAGAAAUGCCAGCAACAGAUGCCAGAGUAUAACAUUAGCCAAAAUAUGAUAUGUGCAGGCUAUGAAGAAGGAGGGACAGAUUCUUGUCAGGGAGACUCAGGAGGACCACUGAUGUGCCAAGAAAACAACAGAUGGUUCCUUGUUGGUGUGACAUCGUUCGGAUACCAGUGUGCACGACCUAAUCGCCCAGGGGUGUAUGUUUUGGUCUCAAGAUUCACACAGUGGAUACAGAGUUUUCUAAAUUAGAGUGUUUUUGAAAGCAAAAAUGAACAUGGUCCACUUUUCACAUUGCAUUCCAAGGAUCUGGAAAUAAACAUCUACUAUGAAAACAAUUAUUAAAAGAUUUUAUUUUUACCUAAGCCACUGAAGAACAAGGGCAAGAGGGAUGAACAAAAUAAAUAAUUGUAAUUAAUUUUU